AUCUAUAGGAGGUAUCAUGAAUUUUAUGUCCUGGAAAACAAACUGAAAGAAUUUCACGGUGAAUUUGAUGAUUGUCAGUUACCAGCCAAAAAAACAUUUGUACCUAAAAGUAAAAUCUUUUUUGAAAAUCUGAGGACCGAGUUCGAAUCAUUUCUCAGGAUUUUGUUGUCGAAGCCAAACUUGCGAGGAAGUCAGCUGGUUUACGGCUUCCUCACUUCCAACCAAGAGUUCACAACCAGUUUUCUUGAUGUCAAUUUAGGUUUGUUGAUGAAGAGCGGCGCAAUGAAGCUGGUGAGAGAGAAAGGCCAGCAUUUGGAGCCUUUUUUGAAAACCUUCCUGCAAUCCACUGAAUCAAGCAAGUCCAAAUCAAGGUUGGUCAACUGGCUGAUUGACCUGCCAUACGCUAUCGUUGACAGUAACACAAUGUUCACUGGUGAUGGUGAUGAAGAUGCUGAUGACAGGGAGGAUGAUUAUGACGCUGGCAAUGGAGGCAGCGCUCCUAGUGAAAAAUGUUUUGUUGACAACAUCACCAGCUAUUUUGACUCGUUACUCUAUUUAUGUAAUUCCAUUUACGAGUCACCUGAUUGGUUGAUGCAGCUGUUCCUAUCGUUGAGGAUGCUACUGAGAAACACCAUCGACACCUACCUGGAUUGGUACCUGAACAGGAAACUGCAGCAAGCUCUCACGGAACAUUACGUCGUCAAGAUUAUUCACCUACUCAGAGAUGCAAUAUUUUAUGAUACCGAUCCCCCAAGAUCAGAAGAGGACAAGAAGAAAAGGCAAAAAGAAGCAUUUAAAGAUUUACUCAACUACAUUCCAAAUGUGUUUGUCCGGGUGGUCGGGUCAGAAAAACACAAGAAAGGAACCAAAUUAUUGUUUGAUGUACUCCAACGGCCUCGACUCAACAAACACUUAUCUUACACGUUGUUGGACGCAGUGCUGGAGGAGCUGUUUCCAGAAUUGUUGGCGGACGGUGAGGUAUCCAGCGGUCCUGCUGAAGAAGAUGACGAGCAGAAGCUGUCGCAAGUUAACCAUCUAGCCAGGAACGACAAUCAGUUUGAUUUGAGGAAGCGUACUUUAAAAAGUUGUUAA
Helobdella robusta is the source of this 1092-nucleotide messenger RNA. RefSeq lists its product as hypothetical. Gene Ontology annotation, biological process: autophagosome maturation. Gene Ontology annotation, cellular component: late endosome. Lineage: Eukaryota; Metazoa; Annelida; Clitellata; Rhynchobdellida; Glossiphoniidae. The annotation marks the transcript as partial. The record is from RefSeq and is a predicted model, not a curated record. Gene Ontology annotation, molecular function: phosphatidylinositol binding. The transcript has 11 exons.